GACUUUCCUAGUAGCGAACAUUUUCUCCAUUCUUUCUGUGAUACCCCGAAACAUUUUGUAUUGACUUUCCUUGGCUAUUUUUACUUAUCCGCGUUGAUUAUACCAUCAAACUCUCCGUUGUCUGAACAAAGACGAUGCUAUUCUAUAGCCUCAUAUUCUUAACAUCUACAGUCUUUACUAUUACGAAUGCCCUCGUUCUGAGUGCAACGACUACACAUUCAAGACCUAUUGCGGCUCCAACGAUUUUGCAGCGUGAUGCGACUACCACUGCUUCACCUACAUCCACAAGUUCACUUUACUUCCUAACAACGAAUUAUAUUACCAUUGCGGGGGUAACAAAUGCACAUGUGACUAUUCCAGCUAAAACGGUAUCUUUUGCAGUUCCUACCUGCAUACAAACACUUGCGCCGGACGAAAAUGGAUAUCUGCCUCCGGGUACAUGCAACGCUCUUUAUGACUACUAUCCUAGUUCUACAUCAGCUGUAGCUUUCGCUGGCAUCUUUGGGGUUCUUACUCUAAUUCACAUCAUACAAGCAUUAUUUUAUAAGAAGGCAUAUAGUUUCUUCAUAAUUUCAGCGUCCAUAUGGGGUCUCACAGCCUUCAUACUUCGCAUUGAAUCCACUUACAAUCAACAAGACAACGCUCUUGAACUCAUGUCUUCCAUUUUCGCUUUGACCAUCUCGCCCAUGAUCAACGCCUAUUACUUCAUUCUCUUGGGACAUAUUAUACAUCACUAUCUCCCAAGUCGCUCUCUUCUCAGUGUUCGUGCUCAUUUCAUCGCACUCCCGUUUUUAGUAUUCAAUGGAGCAGCCUUUGUACUAGAAGUUGUGGGUGCAACAAUGAUGGAAAAGAGGAAUUUUGAAUGGGAACGGAGGAAUGCCGAUCAUGUUCAUAUUGGAGGCUUGGUUGUGCAGAUGCUAGUUGUUUUUGUGUUUUUGGGCGUGCUUGUGAGGUUUUGGAGAGAGAUGAGUGGGCUAAAACGAAGAGGUGUCAUGGGAAUGGGGUGGAAAGGUCUAUUGGUAGCAAUGUUUGGAGGCUCAGGUCUCAUUUUGAUCCAGAUAUUUUUCUCCCUUGCUCGAUUCUCUACUGGAGAUAAGACAUCCAGCACCCUCUCCACCCAUGAAUUCUAUUUCUACAUCUUUGAAAUAGUCCCGGCAGUUUUAGCUAUUAGCACUAUGAAUGCACUUCACCCUGGUCGAAUCAUGAUCGGAGAAGAGAAAAUGAAAAGCCUUUGGAGUGGUCUCACGAGUUCUUUGCCUUGCCGUAAAGCGAGAAGUAAAGUGGGAAGAAACAAGGAUAUAGGCUCAAUAACUGGCUCGAGGGAAUUUAUUGGUUUGGGUGAGGCGGAGUUUGAGGGCAAGUUUGAGAAGAAUGAUGAACCGCCGAGGUAUAGUCUUUUGUGAGCUGGAAUUCACUUGGUGUUUGCAAAAACUUGUAGAGACAUUGCUUUUAUUCUUCUUUUUUAUUUUUUGUUUAUUCGACUUUUUGAAUUCUCUGCAGGAUUGCGAUAUAUUUUAUGGCCUAAGGAAUAUUCAAGGAAUGCUUGCAAAGUGAUCCGUGAAAAACGAGUGAUGGUAUCAUAUAUUGGCCCAUUCAUGUCAUAAAAUCUAAAUUCGGAAUUUACUAAACA
Messenger RNA from Botrytis cinerea B05.10, 1630 nucleotides. RefSeq lists its product as hypothetical. Bases 135 to 1403 code for a protein of 422 amino acids. Lineage: Eukaryota; Fungi; Ascomycota; Leotiomycetes; Helotiales; Sclerotiniaceae. The transcript is spliced from 3 exons. The record is from RefSeq and is a predicted model, not a curated record. Gene Ontology annotation, cellular component: membrane.